Molecule: messenger RNA, 1065 nt
Organism: Galdieria sulphuraria
Lineage: Eukaryota; Rhodophyta; Bangiophyceae; Galdieriales; Galdieriaceae
Exons: 2
Coding region: 30-1019 (329 amino acids)
Source: RefSeq, a predicted model, not a curated record
AUAGAGUAGUACAGCGUUUGUUAGUUGUUAUGGGUAGGGAAUGGAAGCGUCCAAUGGCAAGUAUAGGAGAUAUUGUUUCGUCGACGCAGCUCUGUAAUUCACUAGGCUCAAAGUUAUCGAAGCUGGUUGGAAGGAAUACCCAUUACCUUUGUCAAGAAUCAUUUUUGUAUAGAAAUAAUCUAAUAUGGGUAUCUUUAUUUGAUUCUUUUGGCAUUGGAAAUAGGGAAUUAACCAGUGAAGAGGUUGUAUUCAAUCACUGCAGUAGGCAGACUCCAGCAAAUAAUAAUAAUAAUAAUAAUAAUCGUCCUUUUGUCAGUUCCAAUAGCUGCAAAGAUGAAUACAACCAUGGAUAUUCACGUUUGAAGCUUUCCUGGAAGCAAUUGUUUUGGAAGUGGUUCUCUUGGAAGAAAGUCUGGAGAACCAAGUCCAGUGGGAGUGUUCAAAGCCUAUUAUUAACGAGUUCAAUUGGUUUGGCUGCGAUGAUUGCUUCCGAUGUGGAACCCAAAAGGACAGAUACGGGUGAAAAAGUAUCCUAUGGACCUCAUAGCAGUGCUUUAUUGAAUGCAGCUGCUAGACACGGAGCAGGUUCAGCUCCUCCUCAUGAAACAGGGAUUGGUCUUAUACCUGGUCGUAUAUUGAAACUGGUGGGUUGGAGUUUGGCUCAAUUGGUUGGAAUUGGUCUGAUUUGGUUGAUGGUUCAUCAUCCAUCUUCUACUGGAAUCGUUGCUUUGAUUGGAUUGUUACUAUUUGCUACUAACCCCAGUGAAGCCAGCUUCCUUCAAUGGAUAAAGACUCAAGCACCUAUUCUGGCCAGACAUAAGGAAGCUAAAAUAGAUAAACUUCGAGUACGAAUUGCACCUUAUUUAUUCAAUUUGCAAGAUUGGACCAUAUGGAAUGUCGGUAUUUGUACGGUGAUUCAUGUUCGAGACUUUGCUGAUUAUGUUUACAUUUAUGUUGGGAUUCUUGGACGUUGGAUAUUGUUAGGUUGGUGGAAAGACCCAGAGUUUGUGUUUGAAUAAAUUGGUUUGACAAUACAGACAACAAAAUAUAUAAUACCUUUUAGAA